UUGGGGAAAUUGUAACAAACAACGAAGAAAAACCCCAGUGAAGUGAGGCUUCAUUUCAUUACUCCCGUGCUCUCGUAUUGCUCUCUGAUCUCCUCCGAGAUGCCACCGAAAGCAGCAAAUAAAUCCAAGGAAGCAGCCGCCGAGAAGCCGAUUCUCGGUCGCUUUUCAUCUCACCUCAAGAUUGGAAUCGUAGGGAUGCCAAAUGUUGGCAAAUCUACUCUUUUUAACACGCUCACAAAAUUGUCUAUACCAGCAGAGAACUACCCCUUCUGUACCAUCGAACCCAAUGAGGCCCGAGUGUACAUUCCUGAUGAGAGGUUUAAAUGGCUUUGCCAGUUGUAUAAACCAAGCAGUGAGGUAGCAGCUUUUCUAGAAAUCCAUGAUAUUGCUGGGCUGGUUAAAGGCGCUCAUGAAGGUCAAGGACUUGGAAACAAUUUCCUGUCUCACAUUCGUGCGGUUGAUGGCAUUUUCCAUGUCUUACGUGCUUUUGAUGAUCCUGAAAUUACACAUGUUGAUGACACUGUUGAUCCUGUGAGGGAUCUAGAGACCAUUAGUCAAGAACUACGGCUCAAGGAUCUCGAGUUCAUGGCAAGAAGAUUAGAGGAUUUGGAGAAAAGCAUGAAGAGGAGCAAUGACAAGAAAUUAAAAAUAGAGCAUGAGUUGUCACUUAAGGUCAAAAGCUGGCUCGAGGAGAAAAAGGAUGUUCGUUUAGGAGAAUGGAAAGCUGCUGACAUUGAGAUAUUGAAUACUUUUCAAUUGCUGACCGCCAAACCUGUGGUUUACUUGGCAAAUGUGAGCGAGAGAGAUUAUCAAAGAAAGAAAAACAAGUUUCUUCCAAAGAUUCAUGCUUGGGUGCAGGAGCAUGGGGGUGAAAUUAUGAUCCCUUUCAGUUGUGUGCUAGAAAGAAAUCUUGCUGAUAUGCCUCCGGAUGAAGCUGCAAAAUAUUGCAAGGAGAAUGAGUUGCAAAGUGCACUCCCAAAGAUCAUCAAAACUGGAUUCUCGGCAAUCAAUCUCAUAUACUUUUUUACAGCGGGUCCUGAUGAAGUGAAGUGCUGGCAAAUUAGGCGUCAAACAAAGGCUCCCCAGGCUGCUGGAACAAUCCAUACUGAUUUUGAGAGAGGAUUUAUUUGUGCGGAGGUAAUGAAAUUUGAGGAUCUUAAAGAACUCGGUAGUGAAGCUGCUGUGAAGGCUGCAGGGAAGUAUAGACAGGAAGGAAAGAUGUAUGUUGUCCAGGAUGGAGACAUCAUCUAUUUCAAGUUUAAUGUAACUAAUGGAGCGAAGAAGUGAGAAACCAUCCCCGCUGAAAAUAAAAGAUUGGAUUCUUCAUCUAUAUAUAAAAGUCCAUAUGUGUUACUUCUUGUGAUUUCCAUUACUCGUCAUCUCUUGUAAUAUUUCAUGUUACUAAGUUGUGAUGUGAUGUUAUUCGUUAAUGUGAUCUCCUUACUCCUC
Daucus carota subsp. sativus is the source of this 1449-nucleotide messenger RNA. Its product is annotated as obg-like ATPase 1. Gene Ontology annotation, molecular function: ATP binding; ATP hydrolysis activity; GTP binding. NCBI's taxonomy places the organism in Eukaryota, Viridiplantae, Streptophyta, Magnoliopsida, Apiales, Apiaceae. The record is from RefSeq and is a predicted model, not a curated record. Bases 100 to 1287 code for a protein of 395 amino acids. Gene Ontology annotation, cellular component: cytoplasm. The transcript is spliced from 12 exons.